AUGUACUAUCUGUUGCCUCUAUCGGCGCUCCUAGCCUUCUCAGCUGCUCAGGGAGUAGGCACACCAUCCCACACAAUCAUCUUGGAUGCUGGAAACUCGAGUACUCUGCUGAAGAUAUACCAAGUGAAUGUCGUACACUCCAAGUAUGGACCGGAGUCCAGUGUGAAACUGUUGUUCUUGAAAUCCUUCUCUCCUGGGGUGAGAACUCUCCUCAGUGACCGCAAGUUUCUGCUCGGACACCUGGACAGCAUCCUAGCGGAAGCACGGCAGCACAUUCCUAGCGCCCAUUACGAAUGGGCCUAUCUCCACGUGUACUUGACCUCAGGCCUGCGCUUCUUGCCCGUCGAAGACGUGAAGCAAAUCCUGGACUACAUUCGAGAGCUGCUCUACCAGAACCGCACUCUGAACCCCUUCCAGUUUAAAAAGUGCAAUGUCCAGUUGCUGUCGGGUGAAGAUGAAGCUGUCUCUAGCUGGCUGGCUGCUAACUAUCUUCUCGGAGGCUUAGAUGGAAGCAGAUUCCAGAAUGAGACAGUCGGAGUCCUGGACAUGGGCAACGAAGCCACAGCAAUCACAUUUGUACCAGACGAGCCCCAGUAUUCUGAGAAAUAUCCACUUAUGUUUAACAAGAAAAGACACGAGCUGUACACACAGAACUACCUGCAGUAUGGAUCAGAGAGCAUCUAUGUCAAGAUUCACAAUGUCCUGGAAAACAGAAGCUUAGCUGCACCUCAGCCUAUGAACCCAUGCAUGCUUCACGACGAUAUCAAACAAGUACAACUGAGCGAUGGAAGAAUUGUGACUCACAAAGGAUCAGGCGAUCCUGUGUUUUGUGAAGAAAUCCUAGCCCAGAUCUUCAAACCCAGCAUUGGGGACGAAUGUUGGCCAAAACCAUGUAGUUUGGGACAUGUGUACCAACCCCGGGUACUGGAUAUCCCUUUCAUUGCCACCGUUGGCUUCGUGUACACCCCAACAGCCCUGGGUGUUGUUGAUAUCACUAAGAUUCUGUAUCUAGAUCGCCUGAGAGAGGCCGGCCAUGUUUAUUGCAAGAAGACUGUCAGUCAGGCAAUGGCUGAGUACGAGAAAGAUGCUGAGAGUGUCUCCCAGGACUGCCUGAUGAGCCUUCUCAUUCCAACACUCUUUGUCAACGCUUAUGGCUUCGCUCCGGACUCCAGGCAAAUUCGACUGAUGCCAGAUGUUGAAGGCGAGCCCAUAGAUUGGGCCCUUGGUAUGGUCUUACAAUUGGCAGAAAGAUACGAAUACGCUGCACUAUAA
Molecule: messenger RNA, 1272 nt
Organism: Candidula unifasciata
Lineage: Eukaryota; Metazoa; Mollusca; Gastropoda; Stylommatophora; Geomitridae
Source: the annotation of a GenBank genome assembly